Molecule: messenger RNA, 9172 nt
Organism: Peromyscus maniculatus bairdii (prairie deer mouse)
Lineage: Eukaryota; Metazoa; Chordata; Mammalia; Rodentia; Cricetidae
Source: RefSeq, a predicted model, not a curated record
GUAGAGCAGGAGCGCGGGGGAGCGCGGCGGCGCCUCUGCCACCAAACUCCUGGGGCUCCGCGGUGUUCGGAGCCAUCUCCUCCCUAACCCUCUCACCAGGCUGCAGCUUUACUUUUUCCUCGUCUUUCUUUUUCUUUAAAAAAGCACAUUUGUCUCCUCUUUCUCUUUCUCUCUUCUGAUCACCGCAGCCCGGACCUUCCCGGACUCUUCUCUCCGGGGCUGCCCAUCCCUCCGGCUGCCCGUGAGGACGCGCGCCCAGCGUUGGGCAAAGCAAAGAAGAAAAACUUGUCGGAGGGGUUUCUCCAGCCUCCACUAAUUCCCCCCCCCCUUCUCCCGCGAACCCCAACAACCCGCCGGGGCCAGCCCUAAGUCUGGGAAAGUUCCUCCGGUGCUCAGCGCCCUCUUGGAUCUGCACGGCACCGGUGCUGGCUGUGGAAUUAGAUCUGUUUUGAACCCAGUGGAGCGCGUCGCGGGCGCUCGGAAGUCACCGUCCCCUGGAGCCCGGGUGGCGCUGCUUGCGAGAACCCGGGAGUUUGCCAGCCCGGCUGCAAGUGACCUUUCCUCCCCACACUUGCUGGUACUGUGUCGGCUGAGGACUGCGAGGGUGGCAAGUUGAGAAGAGAGCCCCCGAAGUUCGGAGAGGGCUGGGCUGCCCCUCCUUCGCUCGUCGCUGUUCUCUGCUACUGGGAGUGAAAGCCUAUUGAAACUGACCAAGGCCUGAGGAUCCCACCCGACACCCACCCUCAGAGCUCGGCCGUUCGCCCCAUCCCCACGGAGAGCCCCGGAGCCCAGGGCGGCAAGGAAAACUCGCGGGGCAGGGGAGGGAGGUCGAGGCAGCGGCAUGGCGAGGUUCACAAGGGCCGACCUGGCCGCAGCAGGAGUUAUGUUACUUUGUCACUUCUUAACCAACCGAUUCCAGUUCGCCCACGCGGAGCCUGGAAACCAAAUCACUGAUUGGAAGUAUGACGUUUCAAAGGCUUUUCCUCAAAGAGAAGAUGGGGUAGAUGUGGAUUCACAAACAUACAGCCACAGGUGGAAAAGAAAUUUGGACCCUUUUAAGGCAGUGGACACGAACAGAGCCGGCAUGGGCCAAGACUCACCAGAGCCCAGAGGCUUCACUGACCUGCUACUGGAUGAUGGGCAGGACAAUGCCACCCAGAUCGAGGAAGACACAGAUCACAAUUACUACAUAUCUCGGAUAUAUGGCCCAGCAGAUUCCGCCAGCCGAGACCUAUGGGUGAACAUAGACCAAAUGGAGAAAGACAAAGUGAAGAUACACGGGAUACUGUCCAACACUCAUAGGCAAGCAGCGAGAGUGAACCUGUCCUUCGAUUUUCCAUUUUAUGGUCAUUUUCUACGUGAAAUCACUGUGGCAACUGGGGGUUUUAUAUACACUGGAGAAGUUGUACACCGAAUGUUAACAGCCACACAGUAUAUAGCACCUUUAAUGGCAAAUUUUGACCCCAGUGUAUCGAGAAAUUCAACCGUCAGAUACUUUGAUAAUGGCACAGCACUUGUUGUUCAGUGGGACCAUGUCCACCUACAGGAUAAUUACAACCUGGGAAGCUUCACAUUCCAAGCAACACUCCUCAUGGAUGGACGCAUCAUCUUCGGAUACAAAGAAAUUCCUGUCUUGGUCACCCAGAUAAGUUCCACCAACCAUCCAGUGAAAGUCGGGCUGUCUGAUGCAUUUGUCGUUGUCCACAGGAUCCAGCAAAUCCCCAAUGUUCGAAGAAGAACAAUUUAUGAAUAUCACCGAGUAGAACUACAAAUGUCAAAAAUUACCAACAUUUCAGCAGUGGAGAUGACCCCACUCCCCACAUGUCUCCAGUUCAAUGGUUGUGGUCCUUGUGUAUCCUCUCAGAUUGGCUUCAACUGCAGUUGGUGCAGUAAACUUCAAAGAUGUUCCAGUGGAUUUGAUCGCCAUCGGCAGGACUGGGUGGAUAGUGGAUGUCCGGAAGAGGUACAGUCAAAAGAGAAGAUGUGUGAGAGCACAGAGCCAGUGGAGGCAUCUCAAACCACCACGACCUCACACACAACGACCAUGCAAUUCAGAGUCCUGACCACCACCAGGAGAGCCGUGACAUCCCAGCUGCCCACCAGCCUGCCCACGGAAGAUGACACAAAGAUAGCACUGCAUCUCAAAGAUAAUGGAGCCUCCACAGAUGACAGUGCAGCUGAGAAGAAAGGAGGAACCCUCCAUGCCGGCCUCAUCGUUGGAAUUCUUAUCCUGGUCCUCAUUAUAGCAGCGGCUGUUCUGGUGACAGUUUAUAUGUAUCACCACCCAACAUCAGCAGCUAGCAUCUUCUUCAUUGAGAGACGCCCAAGCAGAUGGCCAGCAAUGAAGUUUCGAAGAGGAUCGGGACAUCCUGCCUAUGCAGAAGUUGAACCAGUUGGAGAGAAAGAAGGUUUUAUUGUAUCAGAGCAGUGCUAAAAUUUUAGAACAGAGCAGCACCAGUACUGGCUUACAGGUGUUAAGACUAAACUUUGCUUAUACCUUUAAAACAGACAGACACACACCCGCAACCACAACAAAGGAGCCCUAAACUGCUGUAGCCAGGAUGGAGACAAGAUUUCUGGACGAGCCCAGCCCAGGAACAUUGAAAGGAAAACUCAGACUUGUACAAGACACCAUGUACACUGAAUAUAAGAUUCCCUAGUAGAAUGGCAUCCAUGGUUCACGAGGAACAUCUGUGGACUUGCCAGAAGUGUGACAAGAUGACAAUGUUUUUGGUUUAGGUGCAGGGUUGCAAAGGGAUCAAGGAAAGAAUAAUGAUAAUAAAUAAAGCUUUAGUUCACAAGGGAUCUAUACCUUUGGUUCAAAUGUUCUUCUCUGAUGUCUCAAAGAUGACCAUGUUCCAAAGCCUGAAUGCUUUCACUGGAAAGAUCGAUGAUGAAUGUUCCAAGAUCUGCUUGCUCACAGGAGAGCAAAAACCAAACACAAAUGGAGGUUUUUCUUUCUUUUCCAAAACAGACUUUCGGCAAAAGGAUUUUAUUUUUUGCUCUAGAUGCAGUUGUUCCAGCAAGUUCAUUACUUCACAGGAUAAAUCUUUUAUCUAUUCAAAAGUUCACUAGGCCUGCCUCUUCCUUGGUAGUGAACACCCUUUCUGUGAGCUGUGACACAGUUUCCAAAUGUUAAGCUAAGGGCUAGUGAGGAGGGCAUAGCCAGUGAGGUUUUCCAUUCUCUCACUUCAGAAUAAAAUGAGUUUCAUUUUCAGAGGCAGCGUCUCCCCUCCCACCUGGAGCCCCAUGAAGCCUCAUUUGCUCUUGGCUGAUAGAAAUAGACAGAAAUAACAAGGAGAACUGUGUGAUCAUUUUUUGAGACAAAUAUCUUAAGGGAUUUUUGAAUACCCGCCCCCCCCUUUUUUUAAGAUCACCAUGUCUGUAUGACAAACACAUUUCAUUGUCAAUUCCUGUCUAAGAAACUAUUCAAGUCAACAUAUCCCUGGUGAUAGGGGGGAAAAAAGAAUGAAAUAACCCUGCUGAAUCACGCAGCAAUUUUCUUUAAAGCACAUAGUAGUUACAUAAAUAUAUAUAUAUAAAUAUAAAUAUAUUUUGUUUAUAACUAACACAAGGCAGGCUCUUGUGGCUCUAAAGAGUGUAUUUUGUCAUCAAGACAAAACAAAUGCAAGAUGUAUCACUGCAUUCCUUCCACAACAUUGUAAGAUAAUCCUUAAUAUUAGAAUAUUUUUAUGUCACUUCUAGAAGUGGUUCAUUUGGUUGCGGCAUGUAUUAUUUUGCUGCUUAUUGGAUCCACUCUUUCAUUCAUACCAACCCCCUCGCUCCUUGAUUCAAAGAAGCAGUUGUAUAUGUCCCUUGAGUGGAGUUCUCAUUUAUAAUCCGAUUGUAAUCCAAAUUUUGAAAAUUUUCCCUAACUAAAGAAAGGAAAUGCACCAAUUGAGGAGGAAAGUUGUUCAGGUAAACCAUAUAUCUAAACAUGAGUUCAGGUACCGUGGCAUAGAAUUCCACCAAUCACUUGACCUGUAAAACCUUUGUAUUCUGUGCCAAGAAAAAGUCCUGGUUCUUACAAAGUACAACAUUUGCAGAUUCAAGUUUCACAAAGCAAAGAUUCUGAACAGUAGCACUUCACUGACAGUUUAUAAUCUGUGUACAAUGUCUACACUGGACAGCAUCCAUCCUCUAGCAGAAUGUCACGUUAUCAUCCCCAGUUUCUUACAUAGUCGAGGGCUCUUUUCUGUCACAUGUAUUUUGCUUUCCACCUUGGAGGACUUGGUGGUGGUCACUUUUCCCUAAACUCAGCUAAAAGUAUCAGGACACAGAGAUGGGAGAGCCACAUGAUUGUAGGAUGUGAUGACAAUCUGUGCCCCAGUUAUGCUCAAGUUAUGAGAAAUAUCUCAGCUCAUUCUUGUUGGUAUAGUUUUGGUGAGAAAGCAGUAGCCAAAUGACUCGCCAAUGUAACUGGUGCAGCUGGCAUUCUGCAGACACCUAAUGUGCACAUGGACGACUUUCCUUUCAGGAUAAGAUAAGGAUGCUUUCACGAGCUUUGGCAAUAAGCAUGGCUUCCAACAGCAAUGAAUUGGCAGCCACAUAAAUCUCUUUGUAUCUGCAUCUCACUCCUAAUGUAAUUCCUACAAGCAACAAUGAAUUGGCAGCCAUGUAAAUUUCUUUGCAUCUAUAUCUCCCUCCUAACAUAAUUUCAACAUGUAGUAAUAUUAUCCUUAUAUCCUUCAAAGCUCCUCUUCCAUUUUAUUUUACUUAAAACAGUUGAUAAUUUUCUUAAACAAAUACACAAGACCCUCUGAAUUAUUCAGUAUAUCAAAGCACCAAGUAACGGGGGGGGGGGGGGGGGGGGGGGGGGGGGGGGCGAGGAGACUUGGAAGCAAGAAGGAUUCUAAGUUGUGUGGAAACUUUCCAAGAUAACUGAGAGAGAGAAUAAGAAGUUCUGCUUUGUAAGAAUCCACAAAAAUAUUGAUAGAGUCUAUUUGCUCUAUGAAACUUUAAUUCUGUUUGUGCUCCUGGUCUGUUCUUGAAUCCUGUUUGCUUCAGAAGAAGGGCAUAUAGGGUUUCUAGAAAUUUCAAAAAGGAGUCCAGUAUUGUGGACUUUAUAUAAAUUAUGCAUUACAAAGGGUAGACACAAAUACCUUAGUCAACAUUCUGUGAGCAUGAAAAAAGAAUGAUAAUGGUGUUCUUAUGAGAAUAAUAACAGUGGGAUGCAUACAACCUUAAGGAGAAACCAGGGAAAUGGUGCUGCAAAGGAAGUUAGCUAUUUUACCUUAAUUGUAAGAGUAAUUAAUGACCAGGGGUCAGAGUUACUAAUCAACCAACCUGAUGGUACAUGCCAUCUAUUGGCUUGUUUGUGAAUGGUUGAGACCUUAAGGUACACUAACAAAUAGAAAGAUAAAAGUUAACGGUAAAGGGCAAUUGAGCACAAAUGUUUUUCUGUAAGGUUUCUAGGGUGUUUCUAGGUAUCACAAAUGUAUAAUCUAGAGAGGUGCUGUCUACUAUUAUGUCUACUGGCCAACUAUGGCUAGUGAUUUUUAGAUUAAAUACAAUUUAUAUUCAAUCUUCUGGUCACAUUUAAAGUGACCCAUAGCUGUAUUUGGCUCAUGGCUACCAUUGUGGGCUACACACAUUUCUAAUUUUGCAGAAAAUUUUACUAUAAAUUACUAUAAUGUUUCAAUUGAACUACUUGUUCUUGAAGGAAAUAGAGGAAGGAAGGAAGGAAGGAAGGAAGGAAGGAAGGAAGGAAGGAAGGAAGGAAGGAAGGAAGGAAGGAAGGAAGGAAGGAAAUAUGAUAUCUCUUAGACACAUUCAAACAUAUUUUUUGUGAUAUGAAAGAAGCCUCAUAGAGAAAUGAAAAGAAUAGUAGUUGACAUGGCUCUGUGUCUUCAUAGUGUUUUCUUGGAAAAAUCACUUCAAUCUCCAUGAGUCUCAAUUUUCAAGUUGGAAAAUAAAUUAAAUAUGUUAUCCCAUCUUUUUUGCAAGAUUGUUUUGCAGACUGAUUAUACAGAUGUAAAGACUUUCAAAACCAUUCAUCAAUGCAAUCUUUAAAGCACAUCUGUAGGACCAGCACCAAAUUGCACACAAAGUAAGAAUAGUCCAUCAUUCCAAAAAGCAACUAAAGACAAUCAAGGCAAUACAUUCUUGAGAAAGUGUCAAAGCUCAUAGCAAAACUGCUUGAAUUUUUUUGUCCAUUUUUUUGUUUUGUUUUGGUUCAUGUUUUUUUUUCCUAGCUCUUUUUCUUAUUUGCCCAGUUGCUGUGUCUCCUCCAACUGCCUGGACUCUUUCUUAUGUGGAAUCACUUGGUGCCUCUUAUUUUUCUGCCUUUAUUCAUGCUUUACAUUUUACAAUAAUAAGAAUCUGAGGAUCUUAUCAGAGGCUCUUUUGAAAACAAACAAAUGGUACUGCAAAUAUUAGCUAUCUCAUAUUUAUUUUAUUUCUAUUACAAAUGUAAGGAGCUAUGAAGUUAAAAUAUAAAUAUGAUGGAGACUUGCUUUUUAAUGUAAAUUCUGCAAAUAAAGACUUUAUAAAAGGAAUAAAAUUACCUUAAAAUACUCAUGUUCAUAUAAUAUAUAAUGUGAGAAGGCAUCUCAUACAACCUGUUCAUUUUACUGAUAAGAAAACCAAGGCUUAAAUACAAACAAUAGUUCUCACUAUUGUCAAAGUGGGUUUUGAAUUUAAAAUUCUCAAUUGGUCUUUUUUGUUUCAAUUGUUAUUGCUUGCAUUUCUUGUAAGCAGUUAAGACAACCAAACAGGUUAAAGUCAUAAUCCAUGACAAAACCAACUUUAUUUGCUCUCUAUAUCAUAUACUGUAGUAUGAAACAACCUUCAUGUAUCCUGUUACUAUCUUAAAAACGCUGUUAUUCUAUUUCAAAUUCCAUCUCUUGUAGGGUCCUUAUGUGUUCCCUCUCCCACCUUCUCAGCUGUGGUCAUCAGGUUAGCAAUGCUAUUUAUCUUUGUCAUUUAACUGUUCUUCUGCCUUUGUUUCAUUUCUAUUCAAUUGUAUUUGAAAACUAAUACUGUUUAUUGAAAAAUUUCUACAACAUAGAUGAUCAGUUUUUACUUGUUCAUGAAAACCAUUUGGAAACUUGUGUCCCAAGAAGGUCUUAUGGGGAAAUAUUCUGAGAUUAGAGGUAUUACCUAUGAUAUACUCAUAUUAUUGUGUUUUUAUAAAGCACUUUACAUUUUACAGAGUAUUUUGAUUCAUCUUUUCACUUGUUCAUUCAUUGAACCACACAAUUAACUUUACUAUAUGUUAAGCACCUACUAGAAGUUACUCUGGAGAUCUUGUGGUAUAGGAAAACAAAUUGUGUGUGUGUGUGUGUGUGUGUGUGUGUGUGUGUGUGUGUGUGUGUGUGUGUGUGUAAACAGUUUAGUUGGCUGGAGAGAUGGCUCAGUGGUUAAGAGCACUUGCUACUCUUUCAGAAGACCAGAGUUUGGUCCACAGUACCCAGAGUGUUUACAGCUAUCUGUAACUCAAGCUCUAGAGGAGCUUACAUCCUUUUCUGUUCUCUAUAAGCACUUGCACACACACACACACACACACACACACAGAGAGAGAGAGAGAGAGAGAGAGAGAGAGAGAGAGAGAGAGAGAGAAUUUAAAUAUUAACAAAUAUAAAUGAAAAGUUCAAGGAACUAAAUAUAACAAUACAAUCACAACUUUGCAAAUAGGAAAAGUAUUAAUUUAUCAAUUUUUAAUUCAAAGAACUAUUGUUCUUUUUCAAAUAAGCUGACAACUUCAUGGAUAUGAAGGAAAAAAAUCUCAAAGGUGUCCUGGUCCAGGAAAAGUUUUCCAUUCACUUGAACUCUUGUUGAGUGGAAGUUUUCAUCUCUUGCGUGGAUACUUCUGAUGCUGGUUUUAAAUGAUGAGCAUCAUUGGUUUUAAACCCUAGAAGCCACAAGUGCUUUCAAAAGGCUUCAGGUACCCUUUGGGUGUGCUGCAGCUGUUCUGUAAGAAGACAGACAUCAUUUCCUCAACUCAACACUGUUGACAUUUGAGAUCUCUAAGUCUCUGUGGAAUGUUUAGUAAGUGGUUCUAAAUUUUGUAGGGCUUUUGGCCAACUUCGAGGCUUUUAUUGAUUAUCCAGCAGCACCCACAUCCCUUCAAACAAAAGAUAUGUGUAGAGACAUCAUUAGUGUUCCCAGGGUGGAGAAAAGGGAGAGGUUAGCCAAAGCAUCCCCUGGCAAAAUCACUGUAUGGCCUUGUAAGUAAUUUUUGUCAGGAGUCAGGACCCAGCACGUGGUGGACACUAUAAUUCAAGCCCAUGAGAGGAUGAGGCAGAAUUGCAAGUCUGUGGUGAUGAGAGAGAGAGAGAGAGAGAGAGAGAGAGAGAGAGAGAGAGAGAGAGAAUAAAAUAAUUUCCCCUUUUGCUUAUUAAUCUCUAUCAUAUGUAGAUUUUUAUUCAUAACAAAGCUUGGAAUCUCACACUUCAAAGUACAAAAGCAACACAUUGUUCAAAAACAACACAACAUCACUUUUAUCUAGUAUUCCAUCUUUUGAUCUAACAAUUAUUUAGAGGAUUUAAUUAUAUUAAGAGGAGAUGAGAAGAUAGGAUGUAUUUGGAAACUUGAAAUUUGAUUGUUGGAUCAUCAGCCACCAGGUUGUCAAGCAAUGACACCUUGCAGCCAUAUCCCUGAGGCAACAAUCUGUACUCAGUAGAGGGCCAUGACCUUGAAGUCACACAGCUGGAGUAUCUCAGAAACUUUGGUCGUUUUCCUCAUCUACAAAUUGGAGCCUCACACUGUGCAUGGAAGUUGAAGCUGUUUGCAUCUAAUUUUAAGAAUGACUGGAUGGCCUUUCUAUUUUUAAUUCCUGAAUGUUUUGCUGUUCAUACCAUCAGAAUAUUCUCUCCUGCCACCUAAUCAACUAUAUGUUUAAAGCAAUAGUGUUGAUAUGGAGGGCUUUGUAUUGUCCUAUGAAAAUUACAAUGCCCCCAGAAAUUUAAAAUUGAAAACUUUAGACUCGAAAAGCUUAAGUAUUUCAAACCAGUGUGUACUCCUUCAAUGUGCCUGAUGUUCAUUUCCCUUUGUACUCCUUCAAUGUGCCUGAUGUUCAUUUCCCUAAGGACCAGCAGCUUCCAGUGUACAACUGUCUAUACAGUCAAUUUGUACUCGUGUAUAUUUUGCAGCAUUUGGAAAAUUUGCUGAAGUUACAUGAAGACUGUCCUUUAUGAAUAUUUUAGAAACAUAACAAACUAAAUUUGGAAUA